AUGGAGUUGGAACAGCCAAAAGAAGACUGUGCUCCAGCCCAGCCAGCAUCCACACCUCCGUCUCAGUCAAAGAAACCAAGCCAGGCUCUGUACGUCCCCAAGCAACGCGUUCAGGGCGCCAAAGACAAAGCUCAGACUCAGGGCGAAGUCAAACCAAGACCCAGGCCUCGCUACACAGACAAGGCUAGGAAAAAUGCAAAGAACAAGAAGGACAAGGCUGGAGCAGCGGAUAAGGGUCCUGUUGAUGGAGGUGAGCUACAGGAUGGUGACCGCAAGCCUGAUGUGAAGGAAGAGCGGUUACAGGAUGCAGAUGUGCAGAUUAAUGGGCACGUUGACUCAGCAAAUGUGGCUGCAGAUGCUAAUUCACGACUGGAAGCAACAGGCUUUCAGGAGGAAGAGGAAGAAGAGGAGAGUUGGGACACCUUGUUCAAUGAUGAUGGAGAUUGUCUGGAUCCACACCUGCUUGAAGAGCUUGCUAUUAAGGAAGGUAGAAAGAAGGAUUCUAUCCAGCAGCCUAGGUUUGAUUACUACAACAUGGACCGAGAUGACGAUGAUGAUGAUGAUGAAGAUAUCGACCUCAGUGAAGAUGAACUUGCUCACAUCGUAGAGAUCUACGACUUCCCCACUGAGUUUAAGACAGAGGACCUUCUCAAGUUGUUUCAGUGUUACCAACAGAGAGGCUUUGACAUCAAGUGGAUUGAUGAAUCACAGGCCCUGGGCCUUUUCUCAAGCCCCAUAGCAGCUCGUGAAGCUUUAAGGUCCAAACACCCACUGAUGAAGUUGCGACCACUCUCCAAAUCCUCCUCUGCUACAAAGGCCAAAGCCCGUAGCUGCUCAGACUACCUCCUGCCUGCUAAAGAGAGACCUCAGACGAGUGCAGCUCUGGCUCGCAAGCUUGUAAUCGGUGCCCUUGGUGUUAAGAGCAACCUUACAAAGGAGCAGCGCGAUGCAGAGAGAAGGAAACUUCAGGAGGCCAGAGAACAAAAGCAGAUGGCAGCCAAACAGAAGGAAGAUGCUUGGGAGGGGAAGUGACUGGACAGAAAACUACCCCCCAUCUGUUUUCUUUUUUUGAUUUAGCAGAGGCUAAAGUCUGCUCCAUUUCUUCUCCUGCUCUGCUUUUCUCCACUGGCCACCCCUCCUACCACCAUACUUCCCAGAAAUGGAUUCCCACCAUUUUUUCCUUCAGUAGUUCUUAGCAAGCUCUCACAGAAUGCCUCAUCAUCCAGUGUUACAUCAGAUGAGAGAAUACUGCUACUGCUCCCCCACCUUUAUGUUCAUACCUAUAUGUCCAUGCUGGCCAGGGCUAAUGCAGCCGACUCACCUGCUUUCAUAUCGCUCAACCUUGUAACCACAGUCUGUAGUGAAGCACUGAGUCUAAUCAUUUAUAAAGGGUCACUAAUGCUUCGAAGUAAUAUUUUUAAAAUAGAUUUAAGCCAUUAUGUUUGUCUUUAUAUGGAAUUAUUUUAAUGUUUUUAAAGAUGACCCAAUGUAAGUGCGAGGGCAGCAAAGCUUUCUGUUAAAGGUCCCGUAAUAUUAGUUAUUCAGUCAUGAUGAUACAUUACAUCAAUAUACUCUGUAUGAAACAUAGUUGAGGUUAGACUCUGUUCGAGAAGUUGAAUUUAAAGUUGUGUCGUUUAAAAAAAGAUAAUGUACCAUAGUUUACGGUCAGUGGAAUGCUCACUUUUAUCUACAUUGGAUUAGCUCCUCUUAUUAAAUAUUUACUGAGAAAUGAAAAGCCAAAGAAGAUGUUGCUGUUCUUGUCCAGUAUCAUGGUUGUUCUGAGUCUUGUUGCUCAAGCAGGACUGAUGAUGAUGAUGAUGUUGAUGUUGUCAUUCAUUCUGAAGAGCAACUUUCAACCAAAUCUUUUAGUUGACAGAUUUUGUCUAAGGCUUUAGAGUGGUGCUGCUGUACCUUGUCCCUGUUCAGAAACAACCACAUUCACGUGUCGGUCCAAUAAUGGAGACGAAAUCUAUGUAGACAAAUAGUUGUCCUUUUAGCACAUUUACCUGUUUUAAGACAUUGUGAAUAAUCUGGUGCUAGUACAUUAGUAAUCUACAUCCUGAUAAAUGAGUAGCAUGCCGUCUGCACAGUGAAAUAUAGGGUCAGUAAACUUGAAUGCUAUUGAGCAGAUGUUGUAUUUCCAUUGUAUAUGUUUUAAUUUGUCAAAACAAAGGAAAAAAUAUCCUGAAAUAAUAAGCUGAAUAAAUGAGGUUUAAAAAAAUGAA
Molecule: messenger RNA, 2225 nt
Organism: Dicentrarchus labrax (European seabass)
Lineage: Eukaryota; Metazoa; Chordata; Actinopteri; Moronidae
Gene: r3hcc1l
Product: R3H domain and coiled-coil containing 1-like
Exons: 6
Coding region: 1-1032 (343 amino acids)
Source: RefSeq, a predicted model, not a curated record